AAAGAAAUCGAUGCCAGAGUAUAUCACUUGGCAGUCUGAUAUUUUCAGAGCUAACUAACCAUGCUGGCCUCUUUCAAACUGGUUGUUCUCCUCAGCGUCGUGGCUUUGGCUUGCGCUUGGCCUCAGUUUGGCAGUAGCAGCAUAACGACUGUCCCGACAACCAGCACCGUCCCGGCAAAGGAGAAUAGCCAAGGCCAAACUUCCAAACUCGACUGUUUUGACCACAGUAUUAUCCGCAAGACCUGGGACCAGGCCAAGAAAAAUGGCGAAUUCGCUCCUCGGGUUCUUCUCCGUUUCAUCAAGGCCCACCCCGAAUACCAGCAAAUGUUCGCCAAGUUCGCCAGCGUCCCUCACUACAAUCUGCUGAGAAACGGCGAUUUCUUGGCCCAGGCUUACACCAUUUUGGCCGGUUUGAACGUCGUCAUCCAGUCGCUGUCCAGCCAGGAACUGUUGGCCGCCCAAUUCAACCUUCUUGGAAGUGCCUAUCAACCUCGAGGAGUUACCCCUGCCAUGUUCGAGGAAUUUGGUGUUAUUAUUGAGCAAGUUCUGGAAGAGACGCUUGGAAGCACCUUCAACGUUGAGGCCAGAAAGGCCUGGAACAAAGGAAUGGUCGCCAUAAUCGCUGGCAUCUCCAAGACCCUCAAGAACCCCGAAGAUUUGGCUGAUGCCCAUUCUAAUUUGUCCCGUCACCAGAUCCGCAAUGUCCAAAGGAGCUGGGAAAGUAUGAAAAGCGGCCGCAAUUCUUUGGUCUCCGCCAUCUUCAUCAAGCUCUUCAAGGAGACUCCGCGCGUCCAGAAACAUUUCGCCAAGUUCGCCAAUGUUCCAGUCAACUCUCUGAGAGGCAACGGCGACUACAUCCAACAAGUGGCUCUCGUCGCCGACCGCCUGGAUACCAUCAUUUCCGCCAUGGAUGACCAAUUGCAGCUUUUGGGCAACAUCAACUACCUGAAAUACACUCACGCCAAGCGCUCCAUUCCUCGUAAAACUUGGGAGGACUUUGCUCGUCUGCUCGUGGAACUUCUCCCUACCAGGGGCGUUUCCGCUCCCGAUGUGGAAUCGUGGAAAGGUGUGACUGCCGUCUUUGUCAAUGGAAUCGCUCCCACCCAGAAUUGAAUUUCUUACGACAUUUGAUCCCGCACUCGACUAAGAAGAGAUGUGAAAUAAAAAAUUGGUUUAUUACAAUUUGCUUACAGGAUAAGUAUGAAAUGGAACCAAUUUUGUGAAUAUCUAUACUUUCUCUGCAUGUCAGACAUUUUUUAUUACUUUUAAUUUUAAAGCGGAAAUAUAUAUUGAUUAUCAUGGAA
Messenger RNA from Daphnia pulicaria, 1304 nucleotides. RefSeq lists its product as uncharacterized. Lineage: Eukaryota; Metazoa; Arthropoda; Branchiopoda; Diplostraca; Daphniidae. Gene Ontology annotation, biological process: oxygen transport. The transcript has 7 exons. Gene Ontology annotation, cellular component: hemoglobin complex; extracellular region. Gene Ontology annotation, molecular function: oxygen binding; heme binding. The record is from RefSeq and is a predicted model, not a curated record. The coding region runs from base 61 to 1113 and encodes 350 amino acids.